CAAGAAAACCCUCGAAAGGGGUGGCUUUGGAAAUGAAUCCAAAGGGCAAACAAAGGCAAAACCAGUUUCUGGAGAGAUCCAGGGCGAGGCCAGCUGGGCUGGUGUGGUGCCAACAUCCCAGUCGAGAGGGAUUUCCCGGCCUCUUUCACGUGAUCUCCGAAGGAGGAACCGGGACAUAUAAGAGCACAAGGAGUGCCAAGGGGAAAAUGAUAUAACACUUUCUCCUCUACGAGAGAAGGCAUCCGGUGUGGGGCAACAUGGAUCUCCUCUCCUUCCUUUCCCCCCAAACCUGGGUGUUUCUGGGGGUCUUCUUGGUCCUCCUGAUGCUCUAUGGGAUCUGGCCCUACAAUUUCUUCAAGAAGCUGGGCAUUCCUGGUCCGAGGCCUUUGCCUUUCAUCGGCACUUUCCUCGAAUACCGGAAAGGGGUCCUUGAUUUCGACGAGAUGUGUCACAAGAAGUAUGGCAAGAUCUGGGGAUUUUUUGACGGCCGCGAACCAGUGAUGGCUAUCCUGGACCCUGUCAUCAUUAAAACCAUCCUGGUGAAGGAAUGCUACACUCAUUUCACCAACCGCCGGGACUUUGGCCUGAAUGGAGACUUUGAUUCAUCCAUACUGACAGUUCAAGAUGAACAGUGGAAGCGGAUCCGCACGGUUCUCUCUCCCAACUUCACCAGCGGGAGACUCAAAGAAAUGUUUCCCAUUAUCAACCAUUAUGGGGAGAUGUUGGUGAAGAACAUCCAGAAGAAAGUGGAAAAUGGGGAAUACAUAGACACUAAGGAUAUCUUUGGGGCCUACAGUAUGGACGUGAUCACCAGCACUUCAUUCAGCAUCGACAUAGACUCCAUAAACAACCCCAACGAUCCUUUUGUCACAAACAUAAAGAAGAUAGUCAAGUUCAACUUUGUGAAUCCACUGCUAGUCCUCAUUGUCAUCUUUCCAUUUCUCACACCAGUGCUGGAGGCACUAAAUUUCAGCUUGACACCCACUUCCGUCACCAACUUUAUCAAAGAGUCUAUCAAGAAACUCAAGAAGGACCGACAAAAGAACCUUCAUAAGGACCGGGUUGACUUUCUGCAGCUCAUGGUAGACUCCCAAAUUUCAGGUGAAAUCCUCGAUGACUCAAAAUCAUAUAAAGCUCUCAAUGAUAAAGAAAUUUUGACCCAGGCCAUUAUCUUUGUCUUUGCUGGCUACGAGACCACCAGCAGCACCCUCAGCUACAUGGCUUACUGCCUGGCCACCCACCCAGAUGUGCAGCAAAAGCUUCAGGAGGAAAUCGAUGAAGCCCUUCCCAACCAGGCAACUCCUGUCUAUGAGGUUCUCCUUCAAAUGGAGUAUCUUGACAUGGUCAUCAACGAAACCCUGAGACUCUACCCUCCAGGAGGGCGGAUUGAAAGGGUUUGCAAAACCACCGUGGAGAUCAAUGGCGUGACCAUCCCAAAGGGCACCGUUACCAUGAUUCCUGCAUUUGUUCUCCACCGGGAUCCAGAGUUCUGGCCGGAACCAGAAGAAUUCAGGCCGGAGAGGUUUAGUAAAGAGAAUAAGGAAACCCUUGAUCCGUACACUUUCCUUCCUUUUGGAGCGGGUCCCAGGAAUUGCAUCGGGAUGCGUUUUGCUCUUCUCUCCUUGAAAGUCGCCAUGAUCGUCCUGCUGCAGAGAUUCUCCUUCCGAACCUGUGAAGAAACCCCGAUCCCUUUGGAGCUGCAGAGCCAGGGUUUCAUGACACCGAAAAAACCCAUCCGACUGAAGUUCGUUCCCAGAGUUAUGGCCGAGUCUAAGGAAUGAAAAUCAAUAUAUCCCAGAGUUGUUGCUUACCCACUCGCUUUUGCGUCAGAUGGAACUGAAGGAAGCGGAUUGUUGACAAAAAUGUUUCGAUUUGUACACAAGCACACUUCCUUUUUUUAAUUUUUUUUAAUUAAUUUAUCAAUCAAAAUGUAUAAGUUUACGUUUUCCUCGUUUUACAAUAUCUUAAACAUAUCAUGUUGUAUACAAUCAGACAGUAAAAAAUCAAAACAUCUUUAAACAUAUUUCUUAUCAGUUUUAGAUUCUGCACACAUCUAAUUACAGUAGAGUCUAACUUAUCCAAGCCAAACGGGAGAACCUUGGAUAAGCGAAUAUGUUGGAUAAUAAGGAGGGAUUAAGGAAAAGCCUAUUAAACAUCAAAUUAGGUUAUGAUUUUACAAAUGAAGCACCAAAAACAUCACAUUUUACAACAAAUUGGCAGAAAAAGGAGUCCAAAAAACAGUAACGUUACUGUAUUUAUGAAUUUAGCACUGAAACAUCACGAUAUAUUGAAAACAUUGUCUUAAAAAGCAUUGGCUACUAACAAAUUGACUACAAAUAAAGAUAGAAUUGCAUAAAAUGAACUAUACAGUAGCAACAUUGUUAGAAAUUAAAUCCAUAAAAAAUGCAAUCCUUGCUGUCUAGAGAAACAACUGUGGAUCAGGGCGGGAGGCAAACUGCGUUGGAUAAUCCAGAACGUUGGAUAAGCAAAUGUUGGAUAAGUGAGACUCUACUGUACUAACCAUAUACAUUUCUGUUGAGCCUCGAUCUGUUUCUGCUGUCUAGACCCGUCCCAUUGGCGGCAAUGGAGAACUUACAAGGCUCCGCUUUCCUUCAUUUCUGGAGCAUCCGACUUAAGAUUGGGUUAAGGAAACAUCCUUCCUGGGAUCCUUUGCCUUCUAGCAUCUGCCUGUUUCGGGUAUAAAAAAAUGACAUUUAGCCACUUUCUGUUAUAACUAUCGGACCAAAACAAACACCCAGAAUUAGCCGGAGAAAACCGACCAACCCGAAUCCAUGCACAAGCCUACUACGUACAGAUAAGCCCUACUGAGUUACAAAGCCCUUAUAUCCAGAUACCCUUAUGUGGAACAAAAGUCUUAUUUUCUUCAGAAUAAGCUCAUGUGGGAUCAAUAUUAAAGCAAAAAUGCCAAUAA
Messenger RNA from Anolis carolinensis (green anole), 2932 nucleotides. Its product is annotated as cytochrome P450 3A24-like. The transcript is spliced from 13 exons. The record is from RefSeq and is a predicted model, not a curated record. NCBI's taxonomy places the organism in Eukaryota, Metazoa, Chordata, Lepidosauria, Squamata, Anolidae. Gene Ontology annotation, molecular function: heme binding; steroid hydroxylase activity; oxidoreductase activity, acting on paired donors, with incorporation or reduction of molecular oxygen, reduced flavin or flavoprotein as one donor, and incorporation of one atom of oxygen. The coding region runs from base 258 to 1781 and encodes 507 amino acids.